Messenger RNA from Pomacea canaliculata, 4128 nucleotides. Its product is annotated as GATOR complex protein WDR24-like. Lineage: Eukaryota; Metazoa; Mollusca; Gastropoda; Architaenioglossa; Ampullariidae. The record is from RefSeq and is a predicted model, not a curated record. Gene Ontology annotation, biological process: positive regulation of TOR signaling. The transcript has 18 exons. Gene Ontology annotation, molecular function: protein binding. Bases 280 to 2877 code for a protein of 865 amino acids.
GUGAGACUUUAACCAAUUGAGGAUGUUAUUUUUCUUUCCUUCACUUCAGCUAGACGCCAAUAAUUAUUACAAUACUUAAUAAAGGAACACAUGGUAUAUUCGAUUAUACGAAAAGCAGUAACAGCGUCCAAAGGUUUUAUAUCUGCAACUUUCAAAAUCGAUUUGUUCGUUACAUCUUGCUUUCUCUUGUGAAAUGGUCUGCUUCAGUUUCGUCGAGUUCUGCCUUUCUGUCAGCGCAGUUUUACGACUUGGUUUAUUUACUGUGUGAAAUACAUAACUAUGUGUGGAACCGAAAGCACAAAAAAGAUAAAGAUCAAUAGAAAUAAAUAUAUUAAAAAGAGACAAAAUAUAUUUAACGUAACCGAACUGCUCACUGAAUAUUUCUUUCUUUAUUUUCAUGAUAGUGGUUCUCAAACUAAAAUAAUGCAGGCAGCAAUGCAUAACAUGACGAAGGCAGUGCAUGAUAAAGUGUCACCGUCACACAAUCAAGCCAUGAGAUUUAAUUGUGAUGGGGCAGUGAAUGCUAUGGCCAUGAACAAAGAUAUGACUCAAGUGGUAGUAGCUGGCAGAACAGUGUUCAAGAUAAUUUCCAUCGAAGAAGACCACUUUUCAGAGUUGGUCAACCUUCGUGUUGGCAAAGUAAAAAACAUUAACCUUACAUAUUCUGCUGCAGAUGUAGCUUGGAACCACAAUGAUGAAAAUUUGUUGGCAUCAGCUGCUACAAAUGGAGCAGUUGUGAUCUGGAAUCUCAGCAGACAAGUCAAGUCAAAGCAAGACUGUGUCUUCACUGAACACAAGCGGUCAGUCAACAGAGUAGUAUUCCACAACACAGAGGCUUAUCAGUUGUUGAGUGGAUCUCAAGAUGGAACUAUGAUGCUGCAUGACUUGAGGAAAAGACAAGUGUCAUCUAUAUUUACUGGACGUAGCACAGAGAGUGUACGGGACAUACAGUUUAGCCCACCAAAUCUUGGCUACUUUACCUUUGCUGCGGCAUAUGAAAAUGGAAUUGUUCAGAUUUGGGACAUGCGACGUCCUGAUCGCUGUGAGAAACAGUUCACUGCACACAAUGAGCCUGUGUUUUCUCUGGACUGGCAUCCAGAAGACAAAAGCUGGCUAGCUACUGCAGGCAGAGACAAGAUGAUUAAGGUAUGGGAUGUGAGCAAGCAGCCAGCCCAGCUGGUGUAUAAUGUCCAAACAAUUGCAUCGGUGGGACGCAUCAAGUGGCGCCCACAACGUCGAUAUCAUAUUGCCAACUGCUCCCUGCUGCUUGAUCAUAGCAUAAAUGUGUGGGACGUAAGACGUCCAUUCAUUCCAUUUGCUAAUUUUGAUGAGCAUAAAGAUGUAGCCACAUGUGUCUUGUGGAAGGAUGAUCCACAUGUAUUUCUAAGCACAGGCAAAGACCAGAUGCUCAUACAGCAUCUGUUUAAUGAUGCAAAGCGACCAGCAGAUAGUGUUAUUCCAUCUGGCAUUGACAUCAGCAUCUAUGGAGAUAUGUGCCAUGCCACCCGAGACAAAAACAAUGCUAGAGGGAAAGAGGUGACGAGUAAGCUGUCUGUACUUCGCAAGCCAAACCAGUCACGAAGUGAGCAGUUCUUCACUCAGGCCAAUAGUUCUCUUACAGUCUUUCAGCACAAACGAGAUACUACUCGGUUAGAAGAUUCCAUGGAGUGGUAUUUGCAGUCGGCAUGUGAAGAUGUGUCCAUGAUGAGUUUCCUGGAUCUAGCCAAGUCAUAUCAACUCAAGGGUCGGACAACGGAGGAGCUCUGCAGGCAGAAUGCAGCAGUAGCUUCUUUUCUUAACAAACAACAGAUUGCCAGUUCAUGGCUUCUACUUGGCAUUUUAUACUCAAAGACCAUUGUAAAAUCCAGCCUUCAAGUCCCUCGUAGAGUUUCAGUCACACCCACUGCUACUGAUACUGAGAAAGGCAAAUUCUCUGUAAACAUUGGCAGCCCAGAUGUCGAGCAAAGCACAGUCCACAUCAAAGCUGAAAAAGACAAAAUUGUUGAAAUAAGCACAGGAACAGAAGAUGAAUCUGAUGGGGAGAGCUCAGAAUAUGAGAAAAAGAUGUCUAACAUAGCCAGUGGACAUGGAACUAGUGGUGACUUUUUCUUUGGGGAUGGUGACACAGAUGUUGUACCUUAUACCUUGGGUAUUAAUGUCCAUUCAACUGGCGAGCAGGACUGGAGUCAUCUGCCGCCAGAAGCUUUCCAACCUCGACAUGAAAUCACGGGGCAUACAACUCCACCAGACCGCUUUGAUGGAACUGACCACGAUGCAUUGCACAUAGCAGCAAUAGAGUCAGACAUAACCCUUCCAACACCUACAGAGACAGAACUCAGAGAACAAUACCUUAACUUGAGUAUCGACGUAUCCUCCUUGCCCAGCUGCCCUGCUCAUGAUUUCACACCUAUUGUUGUAGAAUUAAUACGUUAUUUUGCUGAACAGGGGGAUGUACAAACGUGUGUCUCCAUGCUGAUUGUUUUGGGUGAUCAUGUCCGGUCUCAUAUUGAAGAAGAAAGUCAAGAGAACUGGUUUCUUAGCUACAUAGAUCUGUUAGGACAUUUUGAGCUGUGGCCACUGGCUAAUGAGAUAAUAUCUCUGAGUCAUCUGCCACAAGUGAAUCAGCUUAACCAAGUGUCAACAACCACUCAUACAGCUUGCCCUCAGUGCUCACGGGUCAUGGAACGUACAGGCUGGCUUUGUGAUCGCUGCAAAACACGCACAAACCUCUGCAGCAUUUGUCAUUUGCCUGUGAAAGGAGAAUGGGUCUGGUGCCAAGGCUGCUGUCAUGGUGGACACAUGCAGCACAUGCAGGAAUUCUUUCAACGUUACACCAUGUGUCCAGCUGGUUGUGGCCACCAUUGCGAGUACACAUGACUGUCUUGAGAGGAGUACAUCGGAUCUUUGCAAAUGAAUGGCCUAAAGAAUAUGCUGCAGCAAGGCAAUUACUGCAUAUAUUAGUGUAAGACUGUUAUAAGCUCUCAAACAUGAGCUUUGUGGAGAGAGUGGGAACACUGUAUGAGGCAUAAGGAAAAGACAUCGUGAAGCUGACAUGUUUGAAGUUAAUACCAGUAAAAUUGGGAAAUUUAGAUGGGCUAAUACCACCAGGACUAUGAUCAAGUUUUGUAUUCAGGGUCUUUACAUUGUUUUGUAUUUAUUCAUAUAAUGCAAAGCCUGAAAGGCUGAGCAGUUGUCUUAUUCCCCCAGCUAACAAUACCAGAACCCUACUCCCCAGCUUCCACCCCAAAAAGAACUCGUUUAAUUUUCUUUGGCUUAUCUGAACUGGGUAUUCAAUACAUAAUUAUCAGGCAUAUUGGGCUUAUGAUCUGUAUUGGGUAUUUCUUGCAUACAUUACUGUCAGGUAUAUUUUGCCCAUGUUCUGUACUGUAAAUCAGUGGUUCUCAAAGUGUGUUCUGUGGACCACUUGAGGGCCGCAUGCAUAAGUCAGGUGGUCUACAGCUGACAGUCAUCAUAUGUCAGCAAAGUGAUGUUUAAAUUGCAAUAUACGCUUAUUAGUCCAGUACUGAUUUCACACAAGUUUUUAUUUUAUCGAUACCCAACUGUUCGUUCACAUAAAACUCUAGCUUACCAAGUCUUUAUGUCACAGUGCGAGCAUUGUAUCAUUUAACUGUGUCAUCCAUUACCCUUAGUAACGCAGUACACUUAAUUUGUGUAUUUCUUGAAGUAUGUAAUUUUAUGUAAACUUAUUGCUAUACUACUGUCACAAAAGUAUAUUUUGUUUUGAAUUGUAAUAAAACAGAUGCUGCAGUUCAAAUUUGAAGUUCACGAACAGAGUGGUUUUAAGCCUUGGUGGGCGGCUGUAUUUGUUGACUUAAGUAAAGUGGUCCACUGUCCAAAAUACUUUGGGAACCACUGGUCUAAAUGCUUGAAAGGAUGAUCAACUAUAUCAUUCAGUCAUUUGUCCUAAAUCUCGUGCUUGUGGUGAAACAAAGCUAUUAAGAACUUUACUACCUCUUAUAGAUUGUGUAUGUUGUUCUGUAAGGUAGCCCUUUUUACAAGAGCACUUCAUAUUUCAGAAGUCAUGAAUGAUAAAAAAUCCUCAGAGAAUGGAUGUGUAGAAAAGUAAAAUUUUGCAAGGUAAUUUUGGAAAUAAAAAUGCUAAGAAAA